Exophiala oligosperma is the source of this 1536-nucleotide messenger RNA. RefSeq lists its product as uncharacterized. The transcript has a single exon. Gene Ontology annotation, molecular function: metal ion binding. Bases 1 to 1536 code for a protein of 511 amino acids. NCBI's taxonomy places the organism in Eukaryota, Fungi, Ascomycota, Eurotiomycetes, Chaetothyriales, Herpotrichiellaceae. The record is from RefSeq and is a predicted model, not a curated record.
AUGGCGUCCCUUGUAUUCACGCCGCCCUCAUCUCUUCCUCAUCUUCCAUUCACUUGCCCGGAUCUCUUACAAUCUCUUGGUCACUUGCAAUCCUGCAACUAUAUCCUCCUCCUCCAUCUCUUUAUCCUCUUUGAAUUCCUUGACCCUACUACCCAACUGUCUCACAACCUCCCAUUGUCUGCUUUCAAGAUGCCGGAGACUUCUCUUUUGGAUGUGCCCUCUUCGGCGGCUGCGUCUCAUCCCAAAAUCAUGCGUUCGCCGACGUAUAGCAUGAUCGCAAGCCGCAAGCCCCAAGUCAGCCCUAUUCCUCAGUCAUGGGGAGCGCCGACAACUCGUCAUAGCAGCAACCCCGUCGCCCGCAGCCCUCUCCAGCAGUCCUUCCCAGCUUAUCCAGGCUCGACCUCCGCCCCAAGCUCGCCACCACCCAUGACAGAAAGCCCUGCCCGACGCUCUCGCACCAACGAGCCAGAAGGUCGCAAGAGAGGCGAGUCCCGAUCAUCCUCUGUGCCCAUCGUCGUCCGCAAUCCUCAAGGUCAAGAACACCUAGAGGAGAAUGUCAGAGGUCAACCACGUACACAGCCUCACACUCGUGCUUCCUCCCCAUCCAAGGGAUCCAAUGAUGACGGCAGACUCAAAGCGGACUCCUUCCACACUCGCCGAUCAGUCAAACAUCUGACCUGUUUCUGGUGGUGGGAAAAGGGCCACUGCCGAUUCUCCGACGAAGACUGCCUGUAUUCUCACUACGACACGGGACACCACACAUCUGCUCCUCGGCAAGUCAUUCCUGGCGAGCCUGCCAAAGCUGGAAAGUCACUUGAGCGCGAGUUGACCAAGAUGGCGGUGCACAAUCGUUCGAACACUUCCAUCUCGUCUUUCCAUACGGCCCCGAUCGCACCUCAUGGCAAUGGUCAUACCUCGACCAUGACUGCCUCUUCCCGAGCUGCCUCCCCCGCCAUCUCAGGUACCGAUCGCCCCCUUAGCCGUUCCACCACACCUUCGGGAGUCGAGAUCAGCCAGGCUGCGCAACUCAGAACCGACAAUGACUUUCUCCGCACCUUGAUCCAACAGACCCAACGCGAAAAGGUCACCCUCGUCGAAGCCAUAGACUCGAUGAAGAAGGAAAAGAAUCAGCAGCAGGCUCAGAUCGAAUCUCUGCAACUCGAACACGCCAAUUUCCUCCACGAGCGCGAGAUCCUCCACGCCACGAUCCGAAAGCUUCAAAUCUCGAAUCCCAACCCGGUCAUGUCGACUCGUCCUCCGCAUUCUCCCGCCAUGGGACACGUCCAGACUCAAUCUCCCUGGGGCGCCAUUGGAAGUCGUCGAGUCAGUCCGAUUGACAACGCACCACAUCGAGCCGCGAACGUUCCUGAAGCCGGACAGUAUGCCAACAUGUCUUACCACGGUGGCGGUGCCACUCCGUCCUACAACCCUAGCGCGAUGCCAUAUGUCCCUAGUCCCCGAUUCACUCCUGGUGCCACCGAGGCUGCCAACGAAAAGUUCAAGGAUGUGUUGAGGAACCUUGGACCAGGGUACUAA